Ostrinia nubilalis (European corn borer) is the source of this 954-nucleotide messenger RNA. RefSeq lists its product as uncharacterized. Gene Ontology annotation, cellular component: ribonucleoprotein complex. Gene Ontology annotation, biological process: retrotransposition. The transcript has a single exon. Gene Ontology annotation, molecular function: single-stranded RNA binding. Lineage: Eukaryota; Metazoa; Arthropoda; Insecta; Lepidoptera; Crambidae. The record is from RefSeq and is a predicted model, not a curated record. The coding region runs from base 1 to 954 and encodes 317 amino acids.
AUGAGCGUACAAAGAAGCCCCACAAGAACCAGCUCACAGCCAGAUCUGUCAACGCAUCGCGAUGAUGACCCCAUCAUUGCGGCCGCUAGAAAGAGAAAGGGCCCUGAAUGUCAUUGCAACCAUUUAGGGAUGAUGGAAGAUUUCUACAAUAAAAUUAUGACCUCAUUUAAUCUAGCUCUCGAGUCUCAAAAUAAGAACAUCAAAUGUGCCCUUGAUGGUAUAGGUGAGAAUCUUAGUGAUUUUAAGAAACAGAUGAGCGAUAUUAACUCGUCAAUAAAAAAAAUCUCUGAUGAGCACUCUGUCUUGAAAAACGAUAUUAGUGUCCUGAAAUCUGUGUCAGACUCGAACACCCAGCGUGUAAGUAUGAUGGCGAAUGAAAUUGCAGACCUACAAUCCACGGCAAGUCAGAUAUCCGACCAACUACGAUUAAAGGAGCAACAGGGUAGGAUAAACAAUUUGGAAAUCACUGGCAUCCCGGUCACGAGGGGUGAAAAUUUGAAUAACAUCAUACACACUAUUGCUAAGAAAGUGGGCUUCGCUUUGUUACCUACAGACAUCGAUUAUAUCCACCGUGUUCGGCGUUUUAAUUCGACUGGCACGGACAACUCGUCAAAAGUUGACAGUAAGCCCUCCCAUGACUCAUCCACCAUCCCCAACAUCAUCGUCAGAUUCACACAAAGACAACGUAAAAACGAAUUACUUGCAGCGGUGCGAGCGCGACGAGGUAUGACAACGGUUGACGUGGGCCUGGACGGUCCAUCUAGCACCAUCUACGUCAGUGACCACCUUGCACCACAUAAUAAAUUACUAUACAAGCAAACUCGUAUACUGGCUAAACAAAAUGACUAUAAAUAUGUUUGGCUAUCGGACUGUAAGAUAUUUGUGCGUAAAAAUGAUGCGUCUAGAGUACAACUAGUGUCUUGUGAAGCUGACUUAAAUAAACUUAAAAAGUGA